Messenger RNA from Acanthosepion pharaonis, 702 nucleotides. The record is from the annotation of a GenBank genome assembly. Lineage: Eukaryota; Metazoa; Mollusca; Cephalopoda; Sepiida; Sepiidae.
AUGAGAAAAUCCGGGCGAGAAGAUGACAGUAGGGCUAGAGAGAUCGACCGCCAUCAUCAUUAUUUCCUCUGCCACAAACCCAACCACAGUCUCAAAACGACGACACUCAUUCAUUCUAGUUUUCUCCUUGUUGACAGUUACUUUUCUUUCAGUUUUGAGACAGUUUCCUUAUUUCCUUUCUUUCUCUUAAUAUUACGUCUGUCUUUUUUCUUUCACAUUCUUUUUCUUUACUUUUUUACUUGUCAUAUUUUUUUUCUUUCUUAUUUCAAUUUAUUAUUCUUUCUUUCUUUCUUUCUUUCUUUCCUAUCUUCACUCUUCAAUUUAAUCUUUAUUUAUUUUGUCCAGUUUUUCUUCCAAUGUUCGUUCUUUACGCUUUGGAUUAAUUUUUUUCUUUUUGACUGUACCACGAGUUUUUGUUUCCUUUCUUUAUUCUUCUUCUCGUCUGAUGCACACCCUCUUUUUGCUUCUUUCUUUCUGCUUUCAUUCAUUUUUCUUAUUCUCUUCUUCGUUAUUUUCUUGAUUUCUUUUUCUUUCUUGCUUCUUGAUCAUACAUCCUUCCUUCAUUCCUUUCUUUCUUUCCUCUUUACUCCUGUUUUAACUUUUUUUCUUUCUUUCUUUUCUCCUUAUUUCUUUCACUUUGCUCUUUCUUUUAAUCGCUGCAACCUUCUCAUCCAAAAUGCCCCUUAUAAAAGAAUAAUUUAA